CUAACCCGGAAGGGGAUUUCCGGAAGCGAAGGUCCUGGUCUGGUGAGUGGAUUGUGGUCUCUGAGGUGUAAACCCGGGCUCGUCGGCCCCUUCCUGGCUCGGUUCUCCACGCCCCGGCACCGAGGACUCCUGCGGGCGCCCCACGCCCCGCAACCGCCCGUCAGACCCGCAGGGAGUCGCCGGGCCCUGCGCUCCCCGGGCCGGUAGUCCGUGUCUGUUGGCGGUCGAAGGCGCCCCCGAGGCCUGCACAGAAUCCAGCCCUCCCCGAUGCCGCCGCCGUCGUCCUCCGGCGGCCGGGGGUCCGUCCCCGCCUCGGGGGGGGGAGCGGGCCCGGGUCCCCGCGCCCCAGACCUGCCCCGGGGCUGCGGUGCCGGCGUGUUCGCGUGCCGGGUCCCGCUGGGAAGGGAGCGCCUCCGUCCCGGAGAGCGGCGCGGGGUGUCGGCGGGGUGAGGAGGAAAGACCGGGAAGGGACGGCGGGCUCCCCGCGCAGUGGCGUGCAGGCCGGGCGGGGCGGUCACGGAGGACUCCCGACAGGAGCAGCGGACGUGAGGGAGGAAGUGGCCCGGGGAACACGGACAGUCGGGUGAGACCGGCCAGCACUGGCGCCGGGCAAUGCAAGGGACAUGGCUGUGAAGUCCUAAGUUGCUCUCCUGGUUGACUCAGCUUUGCCUCCUGUUGCUGAGAGACUGUGUAUGAGUGAAAACCCAGAAGACACUUGGCAACUGAGCUACUAAGAAUGGACUCACAAGGAUGGUCAUGUCUGAAAACAUCCAUAAUCUUCUAGGAAUCAGUGACGUUUGAGGAUGUAGCUGUAGACUUUACUCAGGAAGAGUGGACCCUGCUGGACAGGUCCCAGAGAAAACUCUUCAGAGAUGUGAUGCUGGAGAACAUCAGUCACCUGGUCUCAAUUGGUGAGUCUCUUAGUGUUACUAUGUAUGUAUAUUUCUGUUCACUCAUUCACUCAACAGCUUUGUGGCUAAGACUCCUCAUUUCUCACUGAAAACUGUCCUUCUUACAACUCACAACAAUCUUCACAUUGUACUUUGAUUUGUCAUCCUACUAGAAUGUAAUUUUCUUCACACAGUUUCAUGUCUUUCUUGCUGCUCAAUAUCCACAACACCCAAACAGUGGUGGGAAUUCAUUAUUUUUGAAUUGGCAGACAGCUCUACAAAUCUGAAACGAUUUCCCACUUGGAACCAGGAGAGCACCUUUCAAAAGAAGGGCUAGGUUUGCUGCAAUGCCAGAGUCUGGAUAGGGAAGAUGAUCUUAAAAAACAAGAAAUGAUACUCAUGCAACAUGUCUGCAAGAAGGACACAGCAUUAGUCAGUGCAAUGAGAUCUCACACUCAGGAGAAUCCUUUUGAAUGCAAUGAUUUUGGAGAAAAUUUAACUGAAAUACUAACAUGGACUCAAUAUGUGGUACCUAAAAUGGGAAAGAAUCCCUGUAUCAGCAAAGAAUGUGGGAAAGACAGCAGUUGUUCCCCAUCAUUUAAUACACGUAAGCAGAGUCACACUACAAGUAAAUCACAUGAAUGUCAUCAGCGUGGGAAUGCCUUUAUUCAAAGCUCUGCCCAUAGACAAACCAAUACUACUCAGAAUGGAGAGAAAACAUUUGAAUGUCAUGAAUGUGGGAAAGCCUUUGGAAAAAGUUCUAACCUGAGGCGACAUGAGAUGAUUCACACUGGAGUGAAACCACAUGGAUGUCAUCUGUGUGGGAAGGCCUUCACUCAUUGUUCUGACCUUAGAAAACAUGAGAGAAUUCACACUGGAGAGAAAUCAUAUGGAUGUCAUCUGUGUGGGAAAGCCUUCAGUAAGAGUUAUAACCUUCGGCGACACGAGAUGAUUCACACAAGGAAAAAACCCCAUGAAUGCCAUCUGUGUGGGAAAGCCUUCACUCACUGUUCUGACCUUAACAAACAUGAAAGAACUCACUUUGGAGAGAAACCAUAUGGAUGCCAUCUAUGUGGGAAGACCUUCAGUAAAACUUCGUACCUUAGACAACAUGAGCGAACUCAUAAUGGAGAGAAACCGUAUGAGUGUCAUCUCUGUGGAAAGGCAUUCACUCACUGUUCUCACCUUAGAAAACACGAGAGAACUCACACUGGAGAGAAACCCUACGAAUGUCAUCUAUGUGGGAAAGCUUUCACUGAAUCUUCUGUCCUUAGACGACAUGAGAGAACCCACACUGGAGAGAAACCGUAUGAAUGUCACCUCUGUUGGAAAGCCUUUACUGAUUCUUCUGUCCUUAAAAGACAUGAGAGAACUCACACUGGAGAAAAACCAUACGAAUGUCCCCUGUGUGGGAAAGCUUUCAAUCACUCUUCUGUCCUUAGACGACAUGAGAGAACUCACACCGGUGAGAAACCGUACAAAUGCAGUGUAUGUGGAAAAGCCUUCAACAGAAGCUAUAAUUUUAGAUUGCAUAAGAGAAUCCACACUGGAGAGAAACCAUAUAAAUGUUAUGUAUGUGGGAAAGCCUUCAGUAAAUAUUUUAACCUUAGACAACAUGAGAAAAUACAUGUAAAAAUAAUCAGUGUAGACGAUUCACCACCUAUAGCUUCAAACUAUAAACACUCUUGAGGGCUCAAACACUCAAGAAACACUAGGUUUAUAAUCGGUGUGGGAGAGCAUUUUUCCAUCCUUACUACUUUACUCAACUGAAGGUAAUCCCAAGUGAAGAGAAUCUGCAUGUGGGUCACACCUGUGUGACCAAACCUUCACAGAAUGGACUGACAUGGAAGAAAUGAAAUGGAGUAUGGAAGGAUUUUCUCCCACAGUUCUGUCGAACAAAAUGGAGAAGUGGCAUGUCAGAGAAAACAGGUCUGUAAUUAUGCAGAAAUACUUUCCUUCGUCCUUUAAAUAAGCAAAUUGUGCAGCAGAGUCUCUAGACCUGUAAUCACCAUGCACUCAUUCAUUCAGCAACACAUCUGGCAUGCAGAAGUCUGCUAAAACAAAUAAGGGGGGAAAAAAACAUUCCUAGGAAGACCGGAGAAUUUUGUUGCCAAAGGGCUGUGUUCCAUGAGAACUAGGACAUAAGGAUUGAGGACAUUUGGAGUAUCCUGUGUGCAGAAAGCCUAAAUUACCUGACCUAACAGUAAUGUCUGUAGUGACAAAGCACUCCCUCUACUAAUGGCAAACACCAGUUUGGCACAGCUGAAAGCAGCAGCAGAAGAGACAAGCCUGCCUUGCCCUUUUCCCCGUCAUAGCAGCCACAAAUGCACAAGUCACCCAACUGAGGAGACCUCUGCAUCCCAGGUUCCCCCACAAAAGGCAAAUGCAGAAAGACGGGAGACACCAGGUAACAGACCAAGUUGCUGAUCCUACUCACUUGAACGUGCUUAGGCAUCCUUGUUCACACAUGGCAAAAAAGAGAAUACAGAUGCUUAUAAUUAAUUUA
Mustela erminea (ermine) is the source of this 3396-nucleotide messenger RNA. It is a transcript of the gene ZNF596, whose product is annotated as zinc finger protein 596. Gene Ontology annotation, cellular component: nucleus. Bases 1281 to 2579 code for a protein of 432 amino acids. The transcript has 6 exons. Gene Ontology annotation, biological process: regulation of transcription by RNA polymerase II. Gene Ontology annotation, molecular function: RNA polymerase II cis-regulatory region sequence-specific DNA binding; DNA-binding transcription factor activity, RNA polymerase II-specific. NCBI's taxonomy places the organism in Eukaryota, Metazoa, Chordata, Mammalia, Carnivora, Mustelidae. The record is from RefSeq and is a predicted model, not a curated record.